GGGAAUGUAUUUUCUUCAGGCACCGAACUAGUCAACUAUCACAUUCUAGGGUCCUUGAAAGCGUAGUUCUGAGCGCCGUAGAGGCUGGCCGAUCGUUUGACAGGGAAGCAGUGUCGGCAAAGACAUAACACACGUACAGAACAAAAUGGCUUCCAUGUUGCUAACAACGAUGCGGAGCUGCUCCAUCAGCCCCUCCUUGGCAAUGCGAUUUGGAGCGCGCUCUCUCAGUACCACAGUCCAGCUUCAGGCCCAGGUUCAGACGAAGAGCAAAAAGACGCUGGCCCGGCCCGGAGUGAAGAACAUAGUCCUGGUGGAAGGAGUUCGAACCCCUUUCUUGAUGUCUGGAACCACAUAUGCUGACCUCAUGCCCCACGACUUAGCCAGAGCAGCUCUGCAAGGUCUGCUGAACAAAACGGCAAUACCCAAAGAUGCCGUCGACUACAUCAUUUAUGGAACAGUCAUUCAGGAGGUCAAAACCAGCAACGUAGCACGAGAGGCAGCUUUGGGAGCUGGCUUCUCUGACAAGAUCCCUGCUCACACCGUCACCAUGGCCUGCAUCUCCUCCAACCAGGCAAUGACCUCAGCUGUUGGUCUGAUCGCUGCAGGCCAGUGUGACGCUGUUGUGGCUGGUGGCGUAGAGUUCAUGUCCGAUGUUCCCAUCCGUCACAGCCGUAAAAUGAGGAAGACCAUGCUGGCCCUCAACAGGGCAAAGACUCUUGGACAGAGGCUCAGUUUGAUCGGCAGUAUUAGAAUGGCUCACCUCACCCCCGAGCUUCCUGCUGUAGCCGAGUUCUCCACAGCUGAGACAAUGGGUCACAGCGCUGAUCGUCUGGCUGCUGCGUUUGGGGUCUCCAGAGUGGAGCAGGACGAGUUCGCCCUUCGAUCACACUCUCUGGCCAAAAAGGCUCAGGAGAGCGGUCUGCUGGAGGAUGUUGUCUCCUUCAAAGUGCCAGGUCGUGACAUUGUCUCCAAGGACAAUGGCAUCCGGCCCUCUUCCCUGGAACAAAUGGCCAAACUGAAGCCCGCCUUCAUCAAACCUCACGGCACCGUCACCGCCGCCAACUCCUCCUUCCUGACUGACGGAGCUUCUGCCGUUCUCAUCAUGUCUGAGGAGAAAGCUUUGGCUAUGGGUUACAAGCCUAAAGCCUACCUCAGAGACUUUGUCUACGUGUCCCAGGACCCCAAAGAUCAGCUGCUUCUGGGGCCAACAUAUGGUACACCAAAAGUCCUUGAGCGUGCUGGCCUGACUAUGGAGGAUAUUGAUGUCUUUGAGUUUCACGAGGCAUUUGCUGGUCAGAUCAUGGCGAAUCUGAAAGCCAUGGACUCAGAUUGGUUCGGACAGUCGUACUUGGGCAGGAAAUCAAAGGUGGGGACUCCUCCCAUGGAGAAGUUCAACCUGUGGGGGGGCUCUCUGUCUCUAGGUCACCCAUUUGGUGCCACAGGCUGCAGGCUGGUGACUACAGUGGCACAUCGACUGAAGAAAGAGGGAGGACAGUACGGACUGGUGGCUGCUUGUGCUGCAGGAGGACAGGGUCAUGCCAUGGUCAUCGAGGCCUACCCCAACUAAACAAACAACAACUUUCUGUACCAUAAAUCCCUGGAAUUAUCAUGACGACUACAUGCACGCUAAUAUCCUGACAUGAGAUGUACAUACUAGCACCACUUUGCCUUGAUUAGAGAAGAGUCCCAUGCAGUACGGUUUAGGAAUCUUGUGUAAAUUCAGCUCUUAAAUUAUCGCAGAAUGUCGUCCAGGAAAGUUGCCUUUGUUUUUGCCGGUCUCUGAGGUGCAGCCGUGUCAGCGUCGUCACUGAGUCGAAUGUAACAUAGCCAAAUCGAGCACUCAGAAGAGCCUACUGUUUAUAUGGUGUAAUAUGUUUUUCUAACCAGCUGUUGGAAUUAAAUGGUGUGAUGGUAAUCACAUUAGAACUGC
Cheilinus undulatus (humphead wrasse) is the source of this 1930-nucleotide messenger RNA. It is a transcript of the gene hadhb, whose product is annotated as hydroxyacyl-CoA dehydrogenase trifunctional multienzyme complex subunit beta. Gene Ontology annotation, molecular function: acyltransferase activity, transferring groups other than amino-acyl groups. Gene Ontology annotation, biological process: fatty acid beta-oxidation. The record is from RefSeq and is a predicted model, not a curated record. Bases 146 to 1567 code for a protein of 473 amino acids. The transcript has 16 exons. NCBI's taxonomy places the organism in Eukaryota, Metazoa, Chordata, Actinopteri, Labriformes, Labridae.